CCUUUAAAACUUCGAAGGCCAGACGGCGCGCGGCUGUGACGUCAUUUCCUCGAGCCAACAUGGCGGGGUCGCUGGGUGGAAGCCUGAUGGAAGUUUGUGUAUUUGAGCGGGAAGCCGUCCAAGGGUUCCGAGAGGUCCAAAUCAAAAUUGCUUCGGCGGCUGCUCCGGGAGCAGUGAAAUUUGCGGACUCUGCCGGAGCGUUCCACUACGACGGCGGCGGCGGGAACCUGAAUUCGGUCACCAGCAACAGAUUCAUCACGUGGAGCGCGUCGGGCGACGCGGUGGAGCUGGUGGAGCGUUGGUUGGACGGCAACCUACUGAACAACGCCGUUCGACUGCGCUUCGCUCACUGCCGCGUGGUGCCGGGGGGCGUCGCCGUCGCCGAGACCCCCGACGGCGUCGUCGUCCUCGUCGCCACCGAUCGGAGCGUUCAUAGGGUGCCGCUGCCGCACCCGAAGCGCAUGUAUCGCAGCGAUGUGGCGACGGAGCUCCACAUGCAGUCGGUGUUGACGGACGUAGCCAGCCUGAACCUGGAGGACUCGCUUCACGCCGCCGCCAUCCCCGCCGCGUUCACCCCCGCCGGCGGUGCCGCCGUCGCGUGGCUGACGCCGGAGGGGGACGCGCACUACGCCUUGGCGUCGCCCACGGGGGGCGUGGUGGUUGUCACGCUACCCGCAAACGCGCUGCAAGGGGGCGUGUCCGUGUCGGAGCUGAAGAGGAGUUCCGUGAUGCGGCGGUUGUCUGGGUGGAUCCCGAGCGCCAUGCGCGGCGACCGCAGCGCUUCGGACUGCGUGGCGAGCGUGGCAGCGCGGGCGCUGGACGACGACUCGCUGGUGGUGGCCGUGUGUCACGACCACAAACUGCGCGUGUGGUCCCUCAAGGAUGAGGUGUGCGUGUUGGAGGCGGACAUGUUGGACUACGUGCCGCUGUCGGCGGGCGUGAAGCGAGGGGGCGCGGCGGGCUCGGGCCACCGCGUGCGCCUGACCUCUUGCGCGGCGUCCGGUCUGCGGCUGGCCGUGUACGUGGCGGCGCCCCGCGGAGGCCAGUUCGUGGUGCUGCAGCUGCUGGCCGCGGACGGCGAGCGCUUCGGCCUGGAGCGCGUCUCGUCGCUCUUCUCCGCUCAGGAGAAUCUGGUGGACUUUGCGCUGACCUCCGCUGACCUUUGGGCGCUGUGGCUGGACGACGCCAACAACAACGUCGUCAAAUACGUCAACUUUGAACAGAAUGAAUCGGGCCAGUGGAAUGAGGUGUUUGUUCAGCCGCCUCCCGAAGAGGAAGUCCACAUCGCCGAGGACCGCGACCCACGUGAAACCUACUUGGACGCCAUCUUCUCUCCGCUUCGUUUCACGCCGGCGGCCGUCGUCAAAGCUCUGCAGAUCUUCCGCCGAGGUCCGAGCGUCCUCCCCGACGUGUCCUGGGAGGGACUGAAGAAGGAAGUCACGCUGGCCGUCCAGAACGAGCUCCAGAGCAGCGUGACGGAGUUUGAGUUUUCCCAGGAGGAGUAUCGCCACCUUCAGGUGGAGUUCUGGUCCAAGUUGUACGCGUGCUGCCUCCAGUACCAGGAGGUUCUGGCCACGCCCCUGGCCAUCAGCGUCAGUCCUCGCAGUCACAUGGCGUGCCUGCUCAAGAAGGGUUUCGUUUCCUUCCUGCUGCCGUGUUUCGCCGUGGACCAUCUCUACCUGACGUCCGACGACUUUUUCCCGUCCGGAGACGACACUCUGCUCGCUGAGGAGUCGUCGUUGAGCGCCGACGUGGCCGCGCUGUUGUCGUGUUUGCGUCUGCUGAGGGGCGGCGUGUCCUUCGAGAUGGCGGACCACAUCGAGAAAGCGCUCCGAUACGCCGAGUCGCCCGAGACCACCGCCAACAUCAUCUUGGACAAAAUGUUGGCGCACGACAAUCAAAAUCUGAUGGAGCAGAUUGAGUGCAAACUGCAGGACGUUCGCAACCUGACGGCGGCCGUGUCGGUUAUGCUGAGGGAGGUGGACCUGGAGACGGAUCUGGAGUUCGGAGAAGGUCCCGUCUCACCGGGUGCGAGCGUGAGCGUGCGCCAGUUGUACUCCAGCGCCACCGCCGUGUCGCUGGUGUGCCAAGCGCUGAGUCACAUGAGCAGAACUCGGAUGCUGCUCUGCAGGGACAUGCUCCUCCUCCUCAAGAUCUCCCUUCGCCACGAACAAUCCGUGUUGUCGGGCGGAGGCUCGCAGCUGCUUCAGAUCCAGCAGGAAGCCGUCGUGCGCACGUCUCAGCUCUUGUCGUCGUACUUCCUGCUCGAGCACGUCAGCCGGAGCGUCAACGUGCCGGUCGCCGACGACGCCAUAGACGCCAACCUGCAGCAGCUCAACGCCUUGCACCUGAACGACGCCCCCGCGCUCACCAACUACAACGCAGGGGUCGGCUGCCAGUCGGCGGUGGAGAUGUUCUACCAGAGCAGCGGCCGCAAGCUGAUCAUCCGCCACCUGUUCUCCCAGAGCGCCGUCGUCAACUGGAGCGACACGAUGGCGAACGUGGUCCAGCUGCUCGCUCAGCUGCUCUGGCCCGGCAACCCGACGUUCCACUUCCCGGAAUGCCUCAUGGCCAACUGCCAGUACACGCAGUUGCAGGACUACGUGCGUCUGAUCAGUCCGUGGUGUCAGGUGAACGCUGGCUCCUGUCGUUUCAUGUUAGCUCAAUGCUACCUGGCCAGCGGCGAGGGUCACAAGGCCCUGCAGUGUUUCCUGGAAGCCGUCACUGAGGUAGAGCAGGAAGAAUUUCUCAUGAGGCUGACCGGCGCCGAGGACGCCCGAGCGGCUGAAGCCCCGUCCAGGCCCGUGCUGCAUUACUACAACAAGGUGCUGCGUCUGCUGGAGGACGUUGGCCUGCCGGAACUCGUGAUCCAGUUAGCGACGUUAGCGUUGGUGGAGGCUGCCGACGAUGUCAGCAGUCAGGCGGCCUUGUGGACCAGAAUCUUCAAGCAUCACCUGGACCUGGGACACAACACUGAAGCUUACCAGGCUUUGAUUCAGAACCCGGACUCCAGCACGCAGCUGGACUGCCUCCGGCAGCUGGUGGUGGUUCUGUGCGAAAGAGCUCAGCUUCACGACCUGGUCCACUUCCCUUACUUCAACCUGCACGACGAGGUGGUGGCAAUCGUCGAAUCGCGGGCCAGGGCCGUCGACCUCCUCAGGCACAACUACUACGAGCUCCUGUACGCCUUCCACAUCUGCAGGCACAACUACAGGAAAGCGGGUACGGUGAUGCUGGAGCUGGCGCUGCGUCUGAGUCGCGAGGUGGGUUCCGUGCGCAGCCUGAAGAAGCAGGUGAACUGCUUCCUCGCCGCCAUCAACUGCAUGCGCCUCAUCAGACCCGAGUACGCGUGGAUGGUUCUGCCCGUCCCGCAGUCUGAGCGUCCGGGAGCGUCUCCCAAACGGAAUUUGGACGGAGACUUUGUGGCCCCCCCAGUUAAGCGGCAGGUGGAAAUUCUGGAGCUGGCCGACCUGGAGAGAGAACUCACGACGGCCGAGUGUCGACUGGCGCUGGCGCAGCAUCGGCCGCGGGCCGGCGCCGCGGCAGGCGCCGCGGACCCGCGCGAGCUGCUGCGCCUCCUGCUGGACGCCGGCCUGUUCAUGUGCGCUCGGCGGCUGUGCGACGUCUCCCGGCUGCCGCUGGGAUCCCUGUUCGAUGCCCUGACCUUCAGGUGCAUCAAGCUCCAGUUCGGCGGGGAGGAGGCUCAAAACGAGGCGUGGCUGUGGCUGGCGGCCAAUCAGCUGCCGUCCGUGGUCAACACCAAAGAGUGCAGCGCGGCGGACGAGGCCUGGCGUCUCCUGUCCUGGUUCCUUUCGGAGUUCCCGACGGACGGCGCCCUUCACCGGCGCCAAGUUCUGGUGCAGCUGCUGUCGCACGGCGUGCCGGCGCCCGAUUGGCUGCUCAAGUCCUACAAAGAGGUGGACCCGCCGGCUUUGCUGCGGCUCUAUUUGAACUUUGACCUGCUGGACGCCGCCGCCGAUCUGGUGAUGGAGUACGUGGACGCGCUGCUGGGUCGCGGACACUCACGCUUUGGCGUCAAGGCGCCGCUGUCGGCGUGCAGUCCUAGCGUGUGGCUGCCGUACACGGCCAUCGAUCAGCUGAUGGCGACGCUCAAGAACGCGCAGAGCAACCGAGCCCUUUACGAUAAACUGCGGGACAAACUGGCCGCCUACCACAAGACGGUGGAGCAGACCACCAAGAUUCGACUCGCCAGUCGUUAAUUUCACAUGUAAAUUUUUGUUUUUUAUGGCAGAUGCUGAGAAAUAAAGUUUGGUUGUGAUAAGUA
This is a messenger RNA of Syngnathoides biaculeatus (alligator pipefish), 4285 nucleotides long. RefSeq names its product nucleoporin 160 (gene nup160). The transcript has 34 exons. Gene Ontology annotation, molecular function: structural constituent of nuclear pore. The record is from RefSeq and is a predicted model, not a curated record. The coding region runs from base 60 to 4220 and encodes 1386 amino acids. NCBI's taxonomy places the organism in Eukaryota, Metazoa, Chordata, Actinopteri, Syngnathiformes, Syngnathidae. Gene Ontology annotation, cellular component: nuclear pore.